This is a messenger RNA of Chondrus crispus (carragheen), 189 nucleotides long. RefSeq lists its product as hypothetical. The coding region runs from base 1 to 189 and encodes 62 amino acids. The transcript has a single exon. The record is from RefSeq and is a predicted model, not a curated record. NCBI's taxonomy places the organism in Eukaryota, Rhodophyta, Florideophyceae, Gigartinales, Gigartinaceae.
AUGCAACCCAAGGCGCCUCUGGCACGUCUUGCACGUAGCGGAUGUCCGGAAGCCGUAAAUAUGUAUCACAGAAUGUGCCUGUUGUUCCAGUGCCAGCGGCGAAAGGUGGAAAAUUUCUGCUCACCCCCGCAAUCACGAAGGGCAUCGUUUUCAAUGAAACCGUAUACUACAUUUGUGUGGGUGAGGUGA